UUGGUCGAGUCGUUGCUGGUUUUGCGGAUUCUGCGCUGUCUGCUGAAGAACCGGGCGGGAUUUCCGCAAAACAUUCAGUAUGGCGAAGACCUACGACUAUUUGUUUAAACUGCUGUUAAUCGGGGACUCGGGUGUCGGGAAAACCUGUGUGUUGUUCAGAUUUUCAGAGGAUGCCUUUAAUUCGACUUUCAUUUCGACGAUAGGUAUCGAUUUCAAGAUCAGGACAAUAGAACUAGAUGGCAAGAAGAUCAAGUUACAGAUAUGGGACACAGCAGGACAGGAGCGAUUCAGAACAAUCACAACGGCGUAUUACAGAGGUGCAAUGGGUAUCAUGUUGGUUUAUGAUAUUACCAAUGAAAAAUCAUUCGACAACAUCAAGAACUGGAUCCGGAACAUUGAGGAGCAUGCAUCAGCAGAUGUAGAGAAAAUGAUUUUGGGGAACAAAUGUGACAUCAACGAGAAGAGGCAGGUGUCCAAAGACAGGGGUGAAAAACUGGCGUUAGAAUACGGCAUCAAGUUCAUGGAGACGAGUGCGAAGGCUAACAUCAACGUCGAAAACUCAUUCUUGACGCUCGCCAGAGACAUAAAAGCAAAGAUGGACACGAAAUUGGAGGCUAACAAUCCUCAGGGCGGCAAUCAUGGAGUGAAAAUUACCACUGAACAGCAGAAAAAGAGCAGCUUCUUUCGCUGUGUGCUACUGUGAAGACCAAGGCCUUACUGUCCACCAAUCAUGGGCUGGACAUGACUGGACUGUGCUCUCCCUCUUGGCACUCUUUUCUUUCUUUUAUCCUCUCUUUAUCGCUCUGCUUCCAGCCUUCGGGCAGCUGGAGUUCCUGCCUCCUCAAAUCUUCUUCCAAUGACAUGUUAGCGAUGAUGCCGUUUCCUUUCGCUUAUGACCCCGGGAAAAAACCGUGGUGGAAUUUCAUUGGCUCUCCGUUCAAGCUGAAGACCUUGAGGCGUCCCUUCACCACCUAAGGAAUAUCCCGUAACUCCAUCUUUGUUUUUAGUGCUCCGUUUUGAGUGCACAACUGCCAAAAUCCAUCCAUUCCCUUCAUGGCGUCCUGGAAGUAGUUGUGAUUCUUUUUCAGGGUCUAGCCGCAGUCAUUGAGACAAUUUGAGAGUUAUAUGGAACAUUUUGUAUCAUUCCCGUUUAUUUUCAAACCUCAUGCAUUCUUCGACAAUCACAUGACCUUUAUUGUAAGUAUAGGUAUAUAAUAACCCACUUGAAGUUGCUUAUCCCCAAUUUUCUUAUUUCAGUACCAGCUCUCUUGACUUCGAAGCUUUGCACCGCGUUCUAACUAGGCAUGAUUCGAAAGUUGUUGGCGGCAAGCAAAUUGUUCGCUCAAACCGAACGCUAAAUUGCUGCGUGGCUUGACACAAUCACAGCCAAUCAAAACACAUUUGAUUUUAAUGCCAGUAUGAUUUUGGACCAGUAAGAUUACACUGAGGGUGGGCUUACCUGGUGCAACAGCACAUAAAAAAUAACCAAAUGAUCAUCAAUGUCGCUCACAACAAUCGUGACUUUGUUUUUAAGUUUUAUCCAUUUUUUACAUUAACGCAUUUCAGUUGUAUAACAAAUUUGCGGCAACUGAAUUGAUUUUAACAAAGCAGUAAAACGUACGUUUUAUGAUUUAAAUUUUGCUCAAGUUAAUCCGGUUUGACGCAAGUUUGUUGUUCAAUCGAAAUGCGUACAUUUCAAAACUAGACUGAACUAUAUUUUUAUGAGCAAGCUUUUAUUGCUCGUCGCUUUAUUGCGUUGCACCUGGUUAGGACACGGUGUUGCGCAGUCCCCUUUCCAAAAGUCUUGCAUUGAAGAAAUCGUUCAGUCCAGAUUUCGCGGACAUAGCUAAUAACAUUUGCAAACCAAACUAUCGUUAUAAACUAGUUAUUCAUUCCGACAUGUUUACUGCCUCGAUACAACUAACCUCUGAAAUGAAGGUUUUGUUUUGCAUGCAUUUAUUUUUGUUUGUAAUGCACAAGACGCUAUUUCCAAAUAAGUUCACUCUUUUAUGCAGUAGCGCUAGCUUGAUUUAAUGUUUUAAUGUUCCUUUACAUAAAUCCAAAACUUGCUUUAUUAUGACCUGACGACUUCCAAACUUCCCACAUGGAAUGCACUCUUUGAUUUAAAAACACCUGGAUUUCGUUUAAUAGAGUAUAAUUGAAUUAAACUGGCAUGUUUGUGCCCUUUAUGGAUGUGGAAUUCCCUAGUUAGUAGUAUUAGCAAGUAUGCACAACCAAAAGCAACACCGGCCACCAAGAGAGGGCAUCCAUGUACCCUAGAAAGCAGAGCUAUACUUGAGAAAGCACCUCCCAUGCAGCAUGCACUUUAUCAGUAUCCUAUGUGUUGUGUGUAGUUUGUGCCAAGUGGUAGUUGUGCAUUGUAAGGACGGGCGUUUUUACAUGGUGACAUGGAGUAUGACCUGCCAAAUUAGUGUUUAAAAAGGUUUAUUUUAAUAUACCUAAUCCAAUAAAGAUUUCCCCCCUUACUUCACCUGCAGAAGGAAUAUUUCUAGAUCUCCUGACAGUAAGCCAAAGGUUCUAGUUUUAGGGAUGCCUUGGCUCCUAAUGAUGCAGUUUCGGAUAAAUGGUCUACUUUCAGUUGUGUUCUGUUAAGUUUGUAUUUCAGAUGUAAUUGACGGUGUUUUUAGGACCUGAAUUACAGUCAUGCUGUAUGUCUCUCUUAAAAUCGGUUGAAGCAAGUUGUUGUCGCCAACGCCAAUAGAUUUAGUCCAUAUGGUCAGGGACGGAUUAUGACCGGCAAAGCCCCCCGGGGGCCAGUUAUCUCCAAGGGCCCCCUCCUAUUGUUCUUGAUUUGAGGGGUUUGUUUUCACGCCAAAUGUUGUUGCGUAGGGGCGUUUUCAUUGUUGAUGGGUUGUCAAGCAGGAGGAUCGCCAAACUAGAUCAACCCCCCCCCCGGGCAGUCAAGGGCCCCCGGGCAGUCAAGGGCCCCCGGGCACUGGCCCCUCGGGCAGUCAAGGGCCCCCGGGCACUGGCCCCCCAAGCAGUCAAGGGCCCCUGGGCACUGGCUCCUGGGGCAGUCAAGGGCCCCUGGGCACUGGCCCCGGGCAGUCAAGGGUCCCUGGGCACUGGCCCCCCGGGCAGUCAAGGGUCCCUGGGCACUGGCCCCCCGGGCAGUCAAGGGCACCUGGGCAGUCAAGGGUCCCUGGGCACUGGCCCCCCGGGCAGUCAAGGGUCCCUGGGAACUGGCCCCCCCGGGCAGUCAAGGGCACCUGGGCAGUCAAGGGCACCUGGGCACUGGCCCCCCGGGCAGUCAAGGGUCCCUGGGCACUGGCCCCCCGGGCAGUCAAGGGUCCCUGGGCACUGGCCCCCCGGUCAGUCAAGGGCACCUGGGCAGUCAAGGGCCCCUGGGCACUGGCCCCAUUGUCUCAGUUGGUUAUCCAUCCCUGCAUAUGACUAGGCUUAUCUACUCUGAAAUAACUAAUCCACCAUAACUGAACAGGCAAAGUAGACGUGUUGUUCUUAUAACUAUUGCAAGAAAGGCCAUUUUAAGUGAGCUAUACUCAAAUGUAUUUUUGGUAGUCUGUCAUAUUUUAAAAUGACCCAGUUUGUGUAUCUGGGUUUGAGUGCAACAGCAAUCGGUCACGAAAUUUAAGUAGAUUUAUAUAAAAAUAAAUCAAUGGGCGUAAUUCUCUAUAUGCAAAAAUUUACCCCAGAAUAGAAGCACAGCGUUUAAUAUUUGUCCUUAGAGGCACGAAUACGAGCCACAAGUAGUUUGGCCGUUCUCUUGGCCUCCAAAUCUCUUGGAUUUAUGUUUAAGAAACCUUUUUGCAAUUGUAAAGUGAUAGUUCACCCGCUAAUGUUUAUUGUGUCAUCAUUUACUCACCCUCAUGUUGUUUCAAACCCAUGUUUGGGGCGGCUGUGGCUCAGGUGGUAGAGCGGGUCGGCCGCUAAUUGCAGGGUUGGCGGUUCGAUACCCGGCCCACAUGACUCCACAUGCAGAAUGGCAAGACACUGAACCUCAAGUUGCCCCCAAUGGCAGGCUAGCGCCUUACAUAGCAUCUCUGCCACCAUUGGAGUGUGAGUGUGAACGGGACACAGUGUAAAGCGCUUUGGUAACCGCUAAGGUUAAAAAAAGGCGCUGUAUACGUCCAGAACAUUUACCAUGUGACUUACUUUCUUCAGUGAAACGCACAAGAACUUUUCACUUUCAUAAUUUACAACCUUUUUAUACCAUAGAAGUGAAAGGUGACUGAGAUCGUUACUCUGCCUCAUAUCUCCUUUGUGUUCCACGGAAGAAAGAAAGCCAUAUGGGUUUGGAACAUCACAAGGUCUAGUAAACGAUGACAGAAUCGUCAUUUUUGGGUGUACUAUGCCUUUAAAUGCUAACCAACUUAAAAUGACCGUUUCCACUUGCGUUCAAUUACUUCCUGAGAUGAUCGUUGGGUUCAUAGGUCAUAUUUGGGAGUUGGGAGUGUGUCUUGAAAAGUCGUUGCCCGGGUUCAUUCGCACCCAUUACGGCUCUCUCCUCCCCUUGUCCGAUCGUUUAUCCAAUUAGCCAUUUGUCUUAAUAAUUAAUACUUGAUCUUUCAUUCUCAGUCUAUGCAUCAUGAAGGUGAUGAUGUUUGCCUCCUGUAUGUUUUGUGUAUAUUUGCUCUAUAGAUGUUUCAUUCCUGCACAUCGAUGCAUCUUUACCCGCAGUGGGCAGCCCUUAAAGGGAGAGUUUUACGCCAGUGUGAACGAUUCCUUUAAUGUGUUUCAGCGUGAUGCAAUGCAAAAACACCCAUAGCAGAAAUCUGGUGAAACAACUUUUUUAUUGGGUUUGCAGACAAGCCGAAGAGGAGCACGUGUUUUAAUGUAGUGUUCAUAUGCGUAUGGAGGUCAGAGGUCAUUUUACUCUUUGUCUCUUUUCUUCCUGUACUUCCUGUUAUCCAUAUCAUUUAAAGAUUUAUAUUUGAUAUGACCAUUAUUAUGUAACUGGGUGUAUCGUUAAAUUACAUUUUGGUAUAAAAAAAAAUAAACAAUUGUAAAUAACAAAAAAAAAAAAAAAAGAGAGAGACCUACUUAAAUUGUACUGUACUUUUUAAAAACAUUGAAAAACUGAUCUACAGUUUGUGUAGAUAUCUGUACUUUUGAUGUAUUAAAAUGAGACUUUUAAGAGA
Xyrauchen texanus (razorback sucker) is the source of this 5120-nucleotide messenger RNA. RefSeq names its product ras-related protein Rab-8A-like. Gene Ontology annotation, molecular function: GTP binding; GTPase activity. Bases 80 to 703 code for a protein of 207 amino acids. Lineage: Eukaryota; Metazoa; Chordata; Actinopteri; Cypriniformes; Catostomidae. Gene Ontology annotation, biological process: protein localization to plasma membrane; neurotransmitter receptor transport to postsynaptic membrane; regulation of exocytosis. The transcript has 8 exons. Gene Ontology annotation, cellular component: plasma membrane; trans-Golgi network transport vesicle; dendritic spine. The record is from RefSeq and is a predicted model, not a curated record.